Molecule: messenger RNA, 1260 nt
Organism: Glossina fuscipes
Lineage: Eukaryota; Metazoa; Arthropoda; Insecta; Diptera; Glossinidae
Gene: fbp
Product: fructose-1,6-bisphosphatase 1
Exons: 3
Coding region: 180-1190 (336 amino acids)
Biological process (GO): sucrose biosynthetic process; gluconeogenesis; fructose 6-phosphate metabolic process
Cellular component (GO): cytoplasm; cytosol
Molecular function (GO): fructose 1,6-bisphosphate 1-phosphatase activity
Source: RefSeq, a predicted model, not a curated record
AGAAACUAAGUGCUACUGAUAAGGGCGAGCGAACCGAAAAGAAAUUUAAUACCAAGUGCUUCAUUGUUACGUUUAAUGGUGACGUUGACAAUUUGGUUCUUUGGAGGGCAAUUGAAAAAGUUGCCUUUUCUUUGCAAUUAUAUGAAAAAGAAAAUAAAAUAAAGCAAGUAAAAGCCAACAUGACGCAGCAAGGAGCUGUUUUUGACUCAAACUGUAUGACACUAACGCGUUUCGUCCUGAAAGAACAACGCAAAUUUAAACAUGCAACUGGCGAUCUCUCUCAAUUAUUAAAUUCUAUCCAAACUGCCAUUAAAGCUAUUGCUUCAGCCGUUCGCAAAGCCGGCAUAGCCAAAUUACAUGGUAUUGCUGGCGAUAUAAAUGUUCAGGGUGAAGAACAAAAAAAAUUGGAUGUCUUGUCGAAUGAAUUGUUUAUUAACAUGUUGAAGUCGUCGUAUACUACUUGCUUGUUGGUGUCGGAGGAAAAUGAAAAUGUUAUUGAAGUGGAAACAGAAAAGCAGGGUAAAUAUAUAGUGUGUUUCGAUCCUUUGGAUGGUUCUUCAAAUAUUGACUGCUUAGUAUCAAUUGGCUCUAUUUUUGCAAUUUACCGUAAACAAAGUGAGGGAACGCCUACGGUCAAUGACGCUUUGCAACCUGGCAAUCAAAUCGUAGCAGCUGGAUAUGCUUUGUAUGGUUCUGCUACAGCUGUUGUCUUAAGUUUGGGCUCCAGCGUAAACGGUUUUACUUACGAUCCGGCAAUUGGCGAAUUUAUUCUGACUGAACCCAAUAUGCGCGUCCCAGAGAAAGGAAAAAUUUAUUCCAUUAAUGAGGGUUAUGCUUCUGAAUGGGAUUCCGGGAUCUUUCAAUACGUCGCAGCAAAAAAAGAUCCUUCCUUGGGGAAACCGUACGGCGCGCGCUACGUAGGCUCCAUGGUGGCGGAUGUCCAUCGUACCAUAAAGUAUGGUGGCAUUUUUAUUUAUCCAGCCACCAAAUCAUCUCCAAAUGGUAAAUUGCGUUUGCUGUAUGAGUGUAACCCUAUGGCUUAUUUAAUGAUUCAAGCUGGUGGAUUGGCCAGCGAUGGCAAACGAUCAAUCUUAGACAUUAUUCCGCAGAAAAUUCACGAAAGAUCUCCAAUAUUUUUAGGCUCGACGCUAGAUGUGGAGGAAGCUCUAAGCUAUGUACAUAAAUCUUAACUUGUUUUGAACAUCAUUUUUAAUAUUCAAUAAAAUUUAUUCAAAACUAAACAAAACAUUUAAGACAAAA